This is a messenger RNA of Prunus avium (sweet cherry), 3185 nucleotides long. The record is from RefSeq and is a predicted model, not a curated record. NCBI's taxonomy places the organism in Eukaryota, Viridiplantae, Streptophyta, Magnoliopsida, Rosales, Rosaceae.
UCCCACAGUGCAAAUUGCAAAGAAAAAGAAAACAACUUCACUCAUUUACAAGUUACAACAACUGGCUGACGACAUUGUCUGCGUCACCCUAGCCCGGCUGGGAUCGCUGAUGCCAUCUCAAUCGUCACCGAAGCGACUUCAUCUCCUCUAACGAAGUUUCUCUCUUCCUUCUUCUUACUCUCAAACUCUCUCUCUCAAACCUCUCUUUUUCUCUAUUCUAUGACUCUGUUGCUUUGAAAACGAAAAAUGAAAUUUCGGAGCCUCAUUCGGACUUUGAUAUGACUCGUACCCUUUAGAAUCCCAUCUCUCUGUUGUUGUCCUCUUUCCUCUUUGUCGUCAGUCUUGGGAUGUGGUGUUUCUGAGUGGUUGAUAUGGUUGAAAGUUUGCUUCUUUUUCUUGUGGGAAAUUUUGGGUUUUUGUCACAAUUGUCCUAAGAUACGUCCUUCUUUGGUUUUAACUUGUUAUCUUCAUCUGGGUUUUGAAAAUCAGGUGAGAUUUGAUUAAUUUUCAUUCAUCUCUUUUGUUGAAUCUGUAGUAUGUUCUGUUAGACAGUAUUAAAAAUACAACAUAGAAUAUAGUGGAUGCCCAAUUUGGUUUCUAUUGUUAUUAGUAGAUCUUUACCUUCCUUAAUCUAGUUUUGUAGAUUUUGUCUGUAAUUCCACUUUGGAAGCUUGUGCAUAGCAAUUUUGAACCAACUUUUUUUUAGUGGUAUUGUGGUCAGUCAGUGUUUAGGCAUUUGUCAUAUAAGACUUAUCUCAGUUUGAGAUAGUAGGUCUUGCUAUUCAGCUCAAAUUCGUGUAUUUUGUUUAUGUCAUUUCAAUGAUUCCAACCUUUCAAAAUUGAAGAGUAAAAGUCCCAAUUUGUGAUAGUUUUAUAUUUCUUGAGUGUUAAACAUUGUAAAUUUAUAAUUUGUCAUCAUAUUGGAUCUUCCCCUUUUGUUUAGUUUAUUUUUAGUACUCUGUUUCUCUUACUUUUUCCUUUCUUCAAAACACUUUCUCUUUUAGGUCUUUACCAUAUCAAUCAUCAGGAUCACAAGAGCUUGUGUUCUUAGAAUUAGAAAGCGUUUGGGGUUUUAUUCUUCAAGGGCUAUAGCUAGUUUAGAUGUUAAUAUCUUCAAUCAAUGGGUUAUGUGAUUAAGCUUGAUGCUGAUACAUCCUAGGCUCCACCUAUAGGUCUGAAGUAGAUUAAUGGCUAAUUCAUCUGAACCAUCAUCCUCUUUGAGCUUUACUUCAUCAUCCCAUAUAUCAAAUGGUUCAAUAAGCCACAACUUAUCUUCCUCUGGUUCUGAAUCCGUGCCUAGUCUUGAAGUCAUCAGUUUGAGCAAGCUUAGUUCUAAUUUGGAGCAGCUCUUGGUUGAUUCUGGCUGUGAUUAUAGUGAUGCUGAUAUCAUAGUUGAGGGGAUUUCUGUUGGCGUUCACCGAUGUAUAUUGGCUUCUAGGAGUAGUUUUUUCCGCGAUCUAUUCAAGCAAAAAAAGGGGUCUUCUGGGAAGGAAAGCAGACCAAAGUACUGUAUGAGUGAUUUGCUGCCUUAUGGCGAUGUUGGAUAUGAAGCCUUCUUGGUUUUCUUGAGCUAUGUGUAUACUGGAAAGUUGAAGCCUUCUCCCAGGGAGGUGUCAACCUGUGUGCACAAUGUAUGUGCCCAUGACGCGUGUAGACCUGCUAUUAAUUUCGUUGUGGAGUUGAUGUACGCUUCUUCCAUUUUCCAAAUGCCUGAUCUGGUUUCGAUAUUCCAGCGACGCCUUCUUAAUUUUGUUGGGAAAGCUCUGGCAGACGAUGUUAUCCCAAUCCUUGUAGUUGCUUUCCAUUGUCAGUUGAGUCAGCUCAUUGCUCAGUGUAUAGAGAGAGUGGCACGAUCGGAUAUUGAUAGCAUCUCUCUUGAGAAGGGACUUCCUGAUGAGGUUAUUGAGAAAAUUAAAAUUCUUCGCCGCAAUUCUCAGCAAGACUGUGACCCAAACAUGCCAGCAGUGGACCCUUUGCAUGAAAAGAGAAUCAGGAGAAUACAUAAGGCAUUGGACUCAGAUGAUGUUGAACUUGUGAAACUUCUUUUAAGUGAGUCUGCUAUAACCCUAGAUGAAGCCAAUGCUCUCCAUUAUGCUGCGGCUUACUGUGAUCCUAAGGUUGUGACUGAAGUGCUUGGUCUGGGUCUAGCUGAUGUUAACCUCCGGAAUUCUCGGGGUUACACAGUACUUCACAUUGCUGUGAUGCGCAAAGAGCCAUCAAUUAUAGUAUUGCUUCUGACUAAAGGAGCUCGUGCAUCAGAGCUGACAUCAGAUGGUCAGAGUGCUGUUAGUAUUUGCCGGAGGUUGACAAGGCCAAAGGAUUAUCAUUCAAAAACAGAGCAGGGGCAAGAAGCAAACAAAGACCGAAUAUGCAUUGAUGUUCUAGAGAGGGAAAUGCGUAGGAAUCCGAUGGCUGGAGUUACAUCUAUAUCUUCCCAAAUAAUGCCUGAUGAUCUGCACAUGAAAUUGCUGAACCUGGAGAAUAGAGUGGCAUUUGCGCGAUUGUUAUUCCCGGCUGAAGCCAAGCUAGCUAUGGUCAUUGCCCAUGCUGAGACAACCUCUGAGUUUGCAGGGCACUCUUCAUCGAAAGGCUCAAGUGGGAAUUUGAUGGAGGUUGAUUUGAAUGAGACUCCCAGUGUGCAGAACAAAAGACUCCAUUCUAGGUUGGACGCCCUAAUGAAUACAGUCACUUUGGGUAGACGCUAUUUCCCUCAUUGCUCGGAAGUCCUGGAUAAGUUCAUUGAGGACGACCUUCCUGAUUUGUUCUACCUUGAGACGGGCACCUCUGACGAGCAGAAAAUAAAGAGGAUGCGUUUCAUGGAGCUUAAGGAGGAAGUACACAAGGCCUUUAACAAGGACAAGGCUGAGUUGAACCUCUCUGGGUUGUCUUCAUCAUCCUCCACGUCGUCUCCGAAAAAACUUGGUGCAACUCAAAAAGUUAGGAAAUUGUGAGGGCAUGUAAAUUGUAUCUAUUAAGCCUUCUGAGUACGAACAAAUUUUUUUUGUUUGUUCAAGGUUACUGACAAAAGCUUAGUAAGUUUUGGCUUUUCUUUUCAGUGAAAUCUUGGCAUAUGCGAAUUGCCCUGUUAACUACACGAACUAGCAAGUAUCCUAGUUUAGUAAUUCUGUAGAAGUGGUUCUGGAUGGUUGGGAUAUUUGAUCAAUAAAAUUAGUCGAUUUGGGUAA